UUCUUAUUGUUUUUUCUUGUACUAGCCGCUGCCUCGCCCUAACUCACGACCACUGAAAUAUUUUUUCACGGGUUGCUGCGACAGCGAGGAAUGAUGCACGCGGUCUCUUGAUUGUUUUGCUUUCGGCAGCACCUGCAAUCUCGUCAUUGAUUAUGUCGGCGCUCUGCAAAGAUAAUGUAUCUCUAUCUUCGGCGGUACAGCAACAUCUUCAAUCCCAAGUCACGGAACUCGAGCAGAAAGAGCCUAUUAUGGAUUGUAAGGCGAGCACAUCGCAGCAGCAGCACCUCGCAAUGUGGCGGGCGCAACAGGACCAGCUGCGGCAAGCGGUGGUAGAAGAAGAUGAUGGCGUUUUUUUGCAGUCUUGCCGCUACGUGGCGGGGCUGGAUCUGAGUUUCGUCCCUCGUAAACAGGAGCACUGUAGUAGUACUCCAGCUUCGUCGGGCUCUGCUUUGAGCGAAGAGGUGGAACCUAAUACUAAUAGUGGCGGUGACGGAAUGAAAUUAUUAAGCGAGGCCUCGAAAGUUGAACGCGCAGUCGUUGGCUUUGUGGUCUUCGAGGUUGUGCGCUUACCUUCUGCCCUUGCACAAGUAGCGGAAACACCGGCAAAGAGCGCACCAUGUUCCGAGCUUCCCGCAGAACCCUGUUCUCUGUUUGAGCUGCUGGAGUCGGUAGAAAAGGCAAGCCACUCAAACCACAGCUCGGAAACUCAAACUGUUGAUCUCGGGGUGCUACCACCAGAAGGCGCAGGCGGUUUGCAAAAGAAAGUGAAAGCCAAAGACUCCUAUGUCGAAACUCCGGGAGUACCUGCGUCAUAUGGAAUUUCUAUCGGCAAGGGCAAGAAAUGCCAUUACGAGCUGCGGCUGCUCUAUGAACACUACGAACAGGUGGAGCUUGACAAGGAAAUUCCCUACGUUGCCGGAUACCUGGCCUUCCGAGAGGUUCCGCACUACGAGAAGGUUCUCGCCGCUUUCUUCGUGUCGAAGGUUGCAACAGGAAAAGGUAUUUCGCCGCAAAACUUGAUUGUUUUUGUGGACGGGAACGGUCGUCUGCAUCCGAACGCAUGCGGAGCGGCGUCGCACUUAGGCGCUGGCACUUUUGACGGUCUUCUCACCACGAUUGGCGUCGCGAAAAAUUUGCAUUCCUUUCCCGGGCUGCGAAUCCAAGGUGUCGCAAUUCCUCAUAUAGAAAGCAACGCGACAAUGCCGUCGGCGCACGUCUUGGACGCCAAAGAACUGCGUCAAAUUCUGGAGAACCGGAAGAUGGCGAAAAUAAACGAAAAAGAGGCCGCUUGUUUGGCCGACGGCUAUCCUGCGUGGGUUGUUCCCCUAGAAGCAGCUACUACUUGCCCUUUAUCUGCGCAACCAGCCACCUUCCUGCCGAGAGGACUGGCUGUCGCUGCGCAUGGGAGCAAGAAGCCCAUCUUCGUGUCAGUUGGGCAUCGAAUAAGCCUGCGGACCAGUCUUGCGGUUGUAUCGCUGUUUCAGGGACACUUUCGCAUCCCAAUUCCAACACGUGUAGCUGAUCUUCGCUCUCGAAAAAUCAUCGAGAAAGAAAUUAUAGGCUCUGCAAAUGGAGGAACAGGUAAAAGCAGUGGGAACACGGCGAAGAAAGAAAAAACUGGUCCUGUACUAGCGCAAGAUCCGAGCAGCCACGCCAUGUUGUGGACGUGGAUCCAUUCUUGAAUGAAAUCUCGAGUGCUGCGCAGAUGUGAUCGUGUCCGCGGAGGGAUUUUUUUUGUUCAAUCCGCAUGCUUCGUUCAUCCUUGUUGGGUGCACGACGAGAGAAGUUCUUGUUUAUCUUGUAGCCGUUUAGUUUACGAAAUACGGCGCGUGCGCGUCAUUGAGGUACGAGAUCAAAG
This is a messenger RNA of Amoebophrya sp. A120, 1858 nucleotides long. The record is from the annotation of a GenBank genome assembly. NCBI's taxonomy places the organism in Eukaryota, Dinophyceae, Syndiniales, Amoebophryaceae.